UCACACUCUCACAAGUAUUUACAAUAUACCACACCAAACAGAACUUUUUUCAUUAUUUUUAAAUACACACUUUGUCCAACAAGUAUUCUGAAAUUAACUUCAAGAUGGAACUCAAAUUGAUCAAAUUCUACACUCUUUUUAAAUGUCGAAUUGCUAGUGAGUUAUUUUAUCCUAUGAAUGAAACCUGAUGCCAAAAUAAAUGUAUCAGCGUGUUUAGCAGCACAGGUCUUUGUGUGCUCAUUUUAGCCCAGUCGUACCGUAUUUUGGCACAGCUCCCCUGAGAACAACACAAGCGAUGGAAAGAUUCCUUGGCGGGUGUGAAAUCACAUGACUGAAAGCUGAUAGUCCUCUUCACUGGCGGCUCAACUCACAGAGCUAGACAACAUCAACAUGCUUCCUACCCUCCUCACCACCACCAUGCUUUUUACAAUGGGAUCUGAUGCUGUCCCUUUUGCCAUCUUAUCUCCACCAUUUCAUACUGAUCUCAACGGCUUGACCAUCCUGGUGUGUGUGGUCCAUGACAUUCAUCGAGCAGAGCUGGAGGUCGCCUGGAUUUCUAGUGGCACCAGAGGAACUAAUCCGCCAGUCUCGAACUUGCUCCAAGGACACAUUCAGAGCGCAAUGUCUGUUAUAUCUGUGCCCUCGAGUGAAUGGAUGUCCUACACCUGCUUUGUGAGUCACAGAGGCUCCGAUCAACUCCUGCACAGACAUUAUGCUGGAUUCCCAAUGGAGACGACCGGAAUGGCUGACGAUGAAGAAACCUUUGAUACGUGUUUGGACCAUCAAAGCAGUUUUUUCGAAGAGGUCCGAGCAAACGGAGAUCUAUUAUUUGUUGAAGCUCUCAGGAUUCUCCUCAUCAAAAUCACCAUUUUCGACAUUUUAAUGACAGUGCAGGCCGUCAUAAAGUGAGUUUCAAAAACAACUGUCACGGAUGUCAGAGUUAAUUGGACGUGCUCUUGGAGGAAUUCCAGCUGAUGCAAAUGAGAAUCUGGAAUGUUGAUGUGCGUCUCGAUGAGCCACAAGACGCAGGUGCUUCGAUAUGUGAGCAGAUGAGUGUGAUAGCUGCUCACAACCACAUCAUGUACACAAUAUAACACAUGCACUGCACUACAUGCUGCUUUUGUAGGCCAUUGUCAAAUAUAAAAGCUUUGAAUGGCAUUGUCAAGUCAGCUUCCACUGUUGUGACACUGUUGAACUCUGUCUGACAGUGAUGAAACUUUGAUGAAACUCUUUGUUGCAUGGGAAUGAGAUCAUUGUGCAUAGCGCUUUAUCAAAGAUUGAGACAUUGUUUCAUUUUAUUUUUGGGGAAGUUGUGAAUGUGACGUCAGUGCUACAUCAAGACUGGAGCAUUGAAUGUCCACAUUUUGUUUUAACUAUUUGCACUACUGUUCAAAAGUUUGCUAUUUUUUAGUUAAUUUUUGUUUUUGAAAGUGUCUCAUGCUCAGCAAGGCUGCAUUUAUGUGAUCAAAAAACUGGGAAAACAGUAAUAUUAUCAUUAUUAUUACUGUUUUCUAUUUGAACAUAUUUCAUUGUCACAUGGUCCCUCAGAAAUCAUUCUAAUAUGCUAAUUAGCUUUUUUGAAUUUGAAAUCUUUCUAUUAUACAUUUCAAAAACAGCUGUGGUGCUUAAUAUUGUUGUGAAAACAGCACUACAUUUUUUGCAAUUCUUUGAUGAAUAAAAAGUAAAAAAGAACGGCAUUUAUUUGACAAAAUUAUUUUGUAAUAUUAUGCAAGUCACAGUAGUGUAUAUUACAGAAAAUUAGGAAAAUGUUAUUAAGGAGCACUUGACUUUGGAGAACUUGAUUGUUGUUUACAACUCUGCUAUAGUGUUGUACAGUUAUACUUUUGGUCUGUUAGUUAUACUUGUACUGUGUUGCAUUGCCUUGUGUUCUUGCUUUGGAUGCAAGUCUACUAAAUUACUAAAUGUAAAUGUACAAGCCAAUGAAUGUAUAUGGCUAUUAACCACAAAUGAAAUGUGUAAAAAAAUAAAUAAAGCCAGUGCAUUUAUGUAUUUUUCAUUUAUUGUUUUAAAUAACACACUUUUUCUUUUUUUUUUCUUUUUUUUGAACAGCAUCCGUACAAUACUAAAACACUGAUGUAACAAUGGUGACCCACUAGGUGGCAGUACAAUCACGUCUCAAACGUUUUU
Molecule: messenger RNA, 2148 nt
Organism: Carassius auratus (goldfish)
Lineage: Eukaryota; Metazoa; Chordata; Actinopteri; Cypriniformes; Cyprinidae
Product: pre T-cell antigen receptor alpha-like
Exons: 5
Coding region: 391-909 (172 amino acids)
Source: RefSeq, a predicted model, not a curated record